Molecule: messenger RNA, 22158 nt
Organism: Esox lucius (northern pike)
Lineage: Eukaryota; Metazoa; Chordata; Actinopteri; Esociformes; Esocidae
Gene: mslnb
Product: mesothelin b
Exons: 208
Coding region: 185-21457 (7090 amino acids)
Biological process (GO): cell-matrix adhesion
Cellular component (GO): cell surface
Source: RefSeq, a predicted model, not a curated record
CGUGGUCACAGAGACAGGAGAGAGCAACCCAUUGCUAACCGUUGAGUGACACGGCUAAACCCUCAAUCAGUUUAGAUUUUACCUUGUUUUAAACCUGACUGACUGACUGAGUGGCACGGCGGAACUCUAAAUCAGUGAUACCUCUGAGACCUGUUAACCCUAUGAGUGCCCUGUCCUCAUCGUCAUGACAUCAUGCUACCUCUUCCUCCUUAUCUACCUCACUGCUAUCUGCUGCUGCUGGGGUACCUCCGAUGCCAAGCGAGUUGAGACCUGCCACACACAAGAACAGUGUACACAGGUGGAGAAUGCCACCUCUGUCUUCCUCCAGUGUGUGGGCCUGCCGGCCAGGAGGACCGGUAGAGACCAUCUGCAGAACCUGAGGGACGCGGUGGAGGCCUCCUUAGACCUCUACUCCUUCAUGAGGUCCAGUCUGUCUCAAAGCCCGCUCACAGGUCUGGAGCUGAGCAUCAGUGUGAACCCGGAGGCAGAAGCCUACCAGAAGGAGGACCUGGUAAAGGUGUGGGUGAAGUUGAAGCUGAAACCUCUCCUGUCCAGUAUCUCCAGAGGGUUCCUCAUCUGCCUCAGCAACAAGAACUUCAGCUGCUCCACCUAUCAGACAAUGGUGCAGGAGAUGAGCGAUCACUUCUCGGAGAUGGAUCCUGUCAGACAGAGGUGGAUAUAUAUGUUCUUCAUGUACCCCUUCCUGUCCAGGACGGGCGCCGGCUGUGUGAUACCCAGGCAGAGCAGUAAGGACUGGCUGGUCAGGAAUUUUGGUUCUUUUAAGGCUGUUGCUCGUAUGAAGGACCUGAAAGCCCUCAACAUGGUCUUCAGCGGGUUGGAAGUGCUUGACCUGUUGACCUCUGAGCAGAAGGCGGAGUUGUUGCUCAGUCCGGGUGUGGAGAGCUUCGAGAACGGAACCCUGACUUUGUUGUUCCAUACCCUACUGACCGAAGUCAACCCCCCCGUGAAGAACAACCUCUGGACUACACCCGGGUACCUCAACGACCCCCCCUCCUAUACCCCCGCAUACCCUCCCGGAUCUGACAACAACCACUCACCCCAACACCCCCAAUCCCAGGAGAGCCUCCGAGAAGUGGUGAACGGGUUGAUGGGGGUCUUCAGGCCUUUCGGGAGCUUCAUCCGGGAGUUUGUGUCUCUUACACAAGAGAGGCCUCUCUCCGAGAUCCGAAGCAGCACUCUGACUCAGGUGGUGUUGAACUGGACACUGGCGGAGCUGGCCGGGAGGUACCGUCCCCAGGAGGGUCCGGAAGCCUGGCUGGACCCCCUUUUGGACGUGGAGGACUGGUACAACCACGUCGUGGUGCCUGUCCUCCGCCGCGUCCUGCCCCCAGAACAGACGCACAUACCCAGCCGCCUGAAGGCCGUCUUCCACAGAGUGUUCUACCUGAACGGCCACAUGGAGAACAUGGAGAACAUGGAGAACGAAACCGCUCCCCCGGACGUCUGCAGCAUCACCCUGGAGGAGAGGUCAUGUGGGUUAACCAAUGCUGUGGAGAAAGUGGCUCGAGUCCUUCACUGUGUUGCCCGUAGUAACCUGACUAUGUCGGAGGAGACUGUAAUGGGUCUGGUCAGGGAGUUGACGGGCCGACUGAACUCAUUGGUGCAAGACUUCUCUACAGCGAACUUCAGUGAACUGGCGCACCACUUCCGAGAGGUGUUUGGCCACGCCGAAUCCCCGGCUCUUACCCAUGAGAAUCUCAAUGACCCGGAAUUCAUCAGACUCUGGUUCCAGAUCAAACUGAAGCCACUUCUGCCUUCCAUCCCCACCCGCCUUCUGUCCUGCCUCAGCACAAAGAAUUUUACCUGCCCUGUCUACCAAGCCCUUGUAGAGGAGCUGAGUCUUAACAUAUACCUCAUGAAUCAAAAGGAUGAGCAAAAUAUCUACAGUUACUUCCUGUUCCCCUUCCUUUUGAAUCACAACUCUUCAGACCCACAAUGCAUCUCUUCAGCUAGUAGCAGCACAGAAUGGCUAACAAAGAACUUUGGCGGAUUCUCUGUAUUAGCUCCUCUGACAGAUUUUUAUUAUCUAAAUGCAAAUUUCUCAGCUUUGUCAGCCCUGAAGGUCCUCUCUCCAACGCAAACAGCAGAGCUGGUGUUGUUGUCACUUCCUGGACCAGGUAAAGAUGUCGUCAUCAACACAGUGUUUGACUUCCUGACUGCAUCACCAACGGAGAGGAGAUUCCCAGAGUUCCUCCAACAACUGGUUUUGCUCUCUGCUGAGGUGACUGUGCCCUGCCAAUCUUAUAAAAUAAUCUUUGAGCGUCUGUACAAGGCCUUGGAAAUAGUCCCUCUAGAGAUGGAACCUGUCGUCUGGUCCACCAUAGACCACCUGACACUGACCUCCCCAGCAGAUUGCCUGCCAAUGAAGUGCCCAGUAACACCAUCCAAUGAUACUAGAAUCUGUGAAGGAGUCAACAGUUAUGGACUGGAAAGUUAUUUGGACGUAUCAAAUUCAUCAGAUGUGCCCUGUAACUUUACCCUGGAAGAAUAUGCAUGUGCAUCGCUGAACAACUUCACUGCCGACAACCUAGUGUCUCUUCUGAAAUGUGAACUAACCAGCAACGCCUCUCAGUCUAAAGAGACCUGGAAGUUUCUCCUCACCAAAGUGACCUCUGUCUUGGACAACGCUCUGGACGUGUUCUCCAAUAUGUCCAUGCCAUUGAUUGGCCCAGCAGUAUCUGAGGUGCUGGAUGUGAUUGGAGAGAUCCGACUCAACCUUCUGACUGACGAACAGCUGAGAAACAGUGAUGUCAUCAGGACGUGGUUCUCUCAGCGUCUGAGCGUGUUCCUUCCGUCAGCAUCAGCAGGGUUUCUGCACUGCCUGAGUACCCGGAACCUCAGCUGUGACUCCUACCAACAGAUACUUAAGGAGUUCGGCAAACAUUUCAACCAGAUGGGUCCGAUGAGACAAGAGCUUGUGUUGAAAUUCUUCAUUGUUCCCUUCCUGAGCCAAAACUCCUCAGGCCCUGGCUGUGUGUCCAACUCUAACGGCAGUGUGGACUGGUUGCAGAAGAACUUGGGUCCAUUUUCAGCCCUGGUGUCCAUCACAGAACUGCUGAACCUCAACACAGCCUUCUCUCCACUGUCAGCCUUGGAAGUUCUCUCUCCAAAGCAGACAGCAGAGCUGGUGGUGUUGUCACUUCCUGGACCAGGUAAUGAUGUCAUCAUCAACACAGUGUUUGACUUCCUGACUGCAUCGCCAACGGAGAGGAGAUUCCCAGAGUUCCUGCAACAACUGGUUUUGCUCUCUGCUGAGACCCCAGUUAGAUGCCCAGUCUACCAGAUCAUCUUUGUGAGGCUCUACCAAGCCAUGUCAGCUUUGCCCAGUCAGUUGGAGCCAAUCAUCUGGGCCAGUGUCUAUGACCUCACAGCAUCUGCACCAAUAGAUUGUGUUCUGAUACCAGUUGACCAACAGUGUCCGAUGUCACCUAACAAUGCGACAAGUGUCUGUGCUGGAGUUGACAGCUCUACUCUACAACACCUCUUGGACUCAGGGAUCAUGACUGGAGAUCUAUGUAACUACAGCAUCAGACAAUACGCCUGUUCACAGCUGACAAACCUCACAGUUGACAAUCUGGUCACGCUGCUGAAAUGCAAACUAUCAGAAAACAACACCUACUCUACAGAGACCUGGAAGCUGUUCUUGACUAAAGCUUCUGCAGUUCUGGAUCAGGCUCUGGACAUUCUCUCCAACCAGUCCAAGCCUUUGAUUGGCCCAGCGGUAUCCCAGGCCCUAGAUGUGAUUGGACAGAUCCGGGUCAACAGGCUGACCGAAAAUCAGCUGAGAAACAGUGAUGUCAUCAGGACGUGGUUCUCAGGGCGUCUGAGCGUGUUCCUUCCAUCAGCAUCAGCAGGGUUUCUGUUCUGCCUGAGUACCCGGAACCUGAGCUGUGACUCCUACCAAGCUGUAGUGACUGGGUUUGGAGCCCAGUUUGAUGAGAUGAGCCCAGCACAGCAGCUGUUGGUUCUGAAUGACCUGAUCAUCCCCUUCCUGUCUGGACCCACAUCAGGCGGUGGCUGUGUGUCCACCUCUAACGGCAGUGUGGACUGGCUGCAGAAGAACUUUGGGCCGUUUUCAGCCCUGGUGUCCAUCACAGAACUGCUGAACCUCAACACAGCCUUCACUCCGUUGUCCGCCCUGACAGUUCUCUCUCCAAAGCAGACUGCAGAGCUGGUGGUGUUUUCUCUUCCUGGUCUUCCAGGUAAAGAUGUCGUCAUCAACACAGUGUUUGACUUCCUGAUUGCAUCGCCAACGGAGAGGAGAUUCCCAGAGUUCCUCCAACAACUGGUCAUAUUCUCUGCACAGAUAAUGCUUCCUUGUGAUACGUAUAAGAUCAUCUUUGAGCGUCUGUACCAGGUCUCAUCGUCAGUUCCUCUAGAGAUGGAACCUGUCGUCUGGUCCACCAUAGACCACCUGACACUGACCUCCCCAGCAGAUUGCCUGCCAAUGAAGUGCCCAGUAACACCAUCCAAUGAUACUAGAAUCUGUGAAGGAGUCAACAGUUAUGGACUGGAAAGUUAUUUGGACGUAUCAAAUUCAUCAGAUGUGCCCUGUAACUUUACCCUGGAAGAAUAUGCAUGUGCAUCGCUGAACAACUUCACUGCCGACAACCUAGUGUCUCUUCUGAAAUGUGAACUAACCAGCAACGCCUCUCAGUCUAAAGAGACCUGGAAGUUUCUCCUCACCAAAGUGACCUCUGUCUUGGACAACGCUUUGGACGUGUUCUCCAAUAUGUCCAUGCCAUUGAUUGGCCCAGCAGUAUCUGAGGUGCUGGAUGUGAUUGGAGAGAUCCGACUCAACCUUCUGACUGACGAACAGCUGAGAAACAGUGAUGUCAUCAGGACGUGGUUCUCUCAGCGUCUGAGCGUGUUCCUUCCGUCAGCAUCAGCAGGGUUUCUGCACUGCCUGAGUACCCGGAACCUCAGCUGUGACUCCUACCAACAGAUACUUAAGGAGUUCGGCAAACAUUUCAACCAGAUGGGUCCGAUGAGACAAGAGCUUGUGUUGAAAUUCUUCAUUGUUCCCUUCCUGAGCCAAAACUCCUCAGGCCCUGGCUGUGUGUCCAACUCUAACGGCAGUGUGGACUGGUUGCAGAAGAACUUGGGUCCAUUUUCAGCCCUGGUGUCCAUCACAGAACUGCUGAACCUCAACACAGCCUUCUCUCCACUGUCAGCCUUGGAAGUUCUCUCUCCAAAGCAGACAGCAGAGCUGGUGGUGUUGUCACUUCCUGGACCAGGUAAUGAUGUCAUCAUCAACACAGUGUUUGACUUCCUGACUGCAUCGCCAACGGAGAGGAGAUUCCCAGAGUUCCUGCAACAACUGGUUUUGCUCUCUGCUGAGACCCCAGUUAGAUGCCCAGUCUACCAGAUCAUCUUUGUGAGGCUCUACCAAGCCAUGUCAGCUUUGCCCAGUCAGUUGGAGCCAAUCAUCUGGGCCAGUGUCUAUGACCUCACAGCAUCUGCACCAAUAGAUUGUGUUCUGAUACCAGUUGACCAACAGUGUCCGAUGUCACCUAACAAUGCGACAAGUGUCUGUGCUGGAGUUGACAGCUCUACUCUACAACACCUCUUGGACACAGGGAUCAUGACUGGAGAUCUAUGUAACUACAGCAUCAGACAAUACGCCUGUUCACAGCUGACAAACCUCACAGUUGACAAUCUGGUCACGCUGCUGAAAUGCAAACUAUCAGAAAACAACACCUACUCUACAGAGACCUGGAAGCUGUUCUUGACUAAAGCUUCUGCAGUUCUGGAUCAGGCUCUGGACAUUCUCUCCAACCAGUCCAAGCCUUUGAUUGGCCCAGCGGUAUCCCAGGCCCUAGAUGUGAUUGGACAGAUCCGGGUCAACAGGCUGACCGAAAAUCAGCUGAGAAACAGUGAUGUCAUCAGGACGUGGUUCUCAGGGCGUCUGAGCGUGUUCCUUCCAUCAGCAUCAGCAGGGUUUCUGUUCUGCCUGAGUACCCGGAACCUGAGCUGUGACUCCUACCAAGCUGUAGUGACUGGGUUUGGAGCCCAGUUUGAUGAGAUGAGCCCAGCACAGCAGCUGUUGGUUCUGAAUGACCUGAUCAUCCCCUUCCUGUCUGGACCCACAUCAGGCGGUGGCUGUGUGUCCACCUCUAACGGCAGUGUGGACUGGCUGCAGAAGAACUUUGGUCCGUUUUCUGCCCUGGUGUCCAUCACAGAACUGCUGAAUCUCAACACAGCCUUCACUCCGUUGUCCGCCCUGACAGUUCUCUCUCCAAAGCAGACUGCAGAGCUGGUGGUGUUUUCUCUUCCUGGUCUUCCAGGUAAAGAUGUCGUCAUCAACACAGUGUUUGACUUCCUGAUUGCAUCGCCAACGGAGAGGAGAUUCCCAGAGUUCCUCCAACAACUGGUCAUAUUCUCUGCACAGAUAAUGCUUCCUUGUGAUACGUAUAAGAUCAUCUUUGAGCGUCUGUACCAGGUCUCAUCGUCAGUUCCUCUAGAGAUGGAACCUGUCGUCUGGUCCACCAUAGACCACCUGACACUGACCUCCCCAGCAGAUUGCCUGCCAAUGAAGUGCCCAGUAACACCAUCCAAUGAUACUAGAAUCUGUGAAGGAGUCAACAGUUAUGGACUGGAAAGUUAUUUGGACGUAUCAAAUUCAUCAGAUGUGCCCUGUAACUUUACCCUGGAAGAAUAUGCAUGUGCAUCGCUGAACAACUUCACUGCCGACAACCUAGUGUCUCUUCUGAAAUGUGAACUAACCAGCAACGCCUCUCAGUCUAAAGAGACCUGGAAGUUUCUCCUCACCAAAGUGACCUCUGUCUUGGACAACGCUCUGGACGUGUUCUCCAAUAUGUCCAUGCCAUUGAUUGGCCCAGCAGUAUCUGAGGUGCUGGAUGUGAUUGGAGAGAUCCGACUCAACCUUCUGACUGACGAACAGCUGAGAAACAGUGAUGUCAUCAGGACGUGGUUCUCUCAGCGUCUGAGCGUGUUCCUUCCGUCAGCAUCAGCAGGGUUUCUGCACUGCCUGAGUACCCGGAACCUCAGCUGUGACUCCUACCAACAGAUACUUAAGGAGUUCGGCAAACAUUUCAACCAGAUGGGUCCGAUGAGACAAGAGCUUGUGUUGAAAUUCUUCAUUGUUCCCUUCCUGAGCCAAAACUCCUCAGGCCCUGGCUGUGUGUCCAACUCUAACGGCAGUGUGGACUGGUUGCAGAAGAACUUGGGUCCAUUUUCAGCCCUGGUGUCCAUCACAGAACUGCUGAACCUCAACACAGCCUUCUCUCCACUGUCAGCCUUGGAAGUUCUCUCUCCAAAGCAGACAGCAGAGCUGGUGGUGUUGUCACUUCCUGGACCAGGUAAUGAUGUCAUCAUCAACACAGUGUUUGACUUCCUGACUGCAUCGCCAACGGAGAGGAGAUUCCCAGAGUUCCUGCAACAACUGGUUUUGCUCUCUGCUGAGACCCCAGUUAGAUGCCCAGUCUACCAGAUCAUCUUUGUGAGGCUCUACCAAGCCAUGUCAGCUUUGCCCAGUCAGUUGGAGCCAAUCAUCUGGGCCAGUGUCUAUGACCUCACAGCAUCUGCACCAAUAGAUUGUGUUCUGAUACCAGUUGACCAACAGUGUCCGAUGUCACCUAACAAUGCGACAAGUGUCUGUGCUGGAGUUGACAGCUCUACUCUACAACACCUCUUGGACACAGGGAUCAUGACUGGAGAUCUAUGUAACUACAGCAUCAGACAAUACGCCUGUUCACAGCUGACAAACCUCACAGUUGACAAUCUGGUCACGCUGCUGAAAUGCAAACUAUCAGAAAACAACACCUACUCUACAGAGACCUGGAAGCUGUUCUUGACUAAAGCUUCUGCAGUUCUGGAUCAGGCUCUGGACAUUCUCUCCAACCAGUCCAAGCCUUUGAUUGGCCCAGCGGUAUCCCAGGCCCUAGAUGUGAUUGGACAGAUCCGGGUCAACAGGCUGACCGAAAAUCAGCUGAGAAACAGUGAUGUCAUCAGGACGUGGUUCUCAGGGCGUCUGAGCGUGUUCCUUCCAUCAGCAUCAGCAGGGUUUCUGUUCUGCCUGAGUACCCGGAACCUGAGCUGUGACUCCUACCAAGCUGUAGUGACUGGGUUUGGAGCCCAGUUUGAUGAGAUGAGCCCAGCACAGCAGCUGUUGGUUCUGAAUGACCUGAUCAUCCCCUUCCUGUCUGGACCCACAUCAGGCGGUGGCUGUGUGUCCACCUCUAACGGCAGUGUGGACUGGCUGCAGAAGAACUUUGGUCCGUUUUCUGCCCUGGUGUCCAUCACAGAACUGCUGAAUCUCAACACAGCCUUCACUCCGUUGUCCGCCCUGACAGUUCUCUCUCCAAAGCAGACUGCAGAGCUGGUGGUGUUUUCUCUUCCUGGUCUUCCAGGUAAAGAUGUCGUCAUCAACACAGUGUUUGACUUCCUGAUUGCAUCGCCAACGGAGAGGAGAUUCCCAGAGUUCCUCCAACAACUGGUCAUAUUCUCUGCACAGAUAAUGCUUCCUUGUGAUACGUAUAAGAUCAUCUUUGAGCGUCUGUACCAGGUCUCAUCGUCAGUUCCUCUAGAGAUGGAACCUGUCGUCUGGUCCACCAUAGACCACCUGACACUGACCUCCCCAGCAGAUUGCCUGCCAAUGAAGUGCCCAGUAACACCAUCCAAUGAUACUAGAAUCUGUGAAGGAGUCAACAGUUAUGGACUGGAAAGUUAUUUGGACGUAUCAAAUUCAUCAGAUGUGCCCUGUAACUUUACCCUGGAAGAAUAUGCAUGUGCAUCGCUGAACAACUUCACUGCCGACAACCUAGUGUCUCUUCUGAAAUGUGAACUAACCAGCAACGCCUCUCAGUCUAAAGAGACCUGGAAGUUUCUCCUCACCAAAGUGACCUCUGUCUUGGACAACGCUCUGGACGUGUUCUCCAAUAUGUCCAUGCCAUUGAUUGGCCCAGCAGUAUCUGAGGUGCUGGAUGUGAUUGGAGAGAUCCGACUCAACCUUCUGACUGACGAACAGCUGAGAAACAGUGAUGUCAUCAGGACGUGGUUCUCUCAGCGUCUGAGCGUGUUCCUUCCGUCAGCAUCAGCAGGGUUUCUGCACUGCCUGAGUACCCGGAACCUCAGCUGUGACUCCUACCAACAGAUACUUAAGGAGUUCGGCAAACAUUUCAACCAGAUGGGUCCGAUGAGACAAGAGCUUGUGUUGAAAUUCUUCAUUGUUCCCUUCCUGAGCCAAAACUCCUCAGGCCCUGGCUGUGUGUCCAACUCUAACGGCAGUGUGGACUGGUUGCAGAAGAACUUGGGUCCAUUUUCAGCCCUGGUGUCCAUCACAGAACUGCUGAACCUCAACACAGCCUUCUCUCCACUGUCAGCCUUGGAAGUUCUCUCUCCAAAGCAGACAGCAGAGCUGGUGGUGUUGUCACUUCCUGGACCAGGUAAUGAUGUCAUCAUCAACACAGUGUUUGACUUCCUGACUGCAUCGCCAACGGAGAGGAGAUUCCCAGAGUUCCUGCAACAACUGGUUUUGCUCUCUGCUGAGACCCCAGUUAGAUGCCCAGUCUACCAGAUCAUCUUUGUGAGGCUCUACCAAGCCAUGUCAGCUUUGCCCAGUCAGUUGGAGCCAAUCAUCUGGGCCAGUGUCUAUGACCUCACAGCAUCUGCACCAAUAGAUUGUGUUCUGAUACCAGUUGACCAACAGUGUCCGAUGUCACCUAACAAUGCGACAAGUGUCUGUGCUGGAGUUGACAGCUCUACUCUACAACACCUCUUGGACACAGGGAUCAUGACUGGAGAUCUAUGUAACUACAGCAUCAGACAAUACGCCUGUUCACAGCUGACAAACCUCACAGUUGACAAUCUGGUCACGCUGCUGAAAUGCAAACUAUCAGAAAACAACACCUACUCUACAGAGACCUGGAAGCUGUUCUUGACUAAAGCUUCUGCAGUUCUGGAUCAGGCUCUGGACAUUCUCUCCAACCAGUCCAAGCCUUUGAUUGGCCCAGCGGUAUCCCAGGCCCUAGAUGUGAUUGGACAGAUCCGGGUCAACAGGCUGACCGAAAAUCAGCUGAGAAACAGUGAUGUCAUCAGGACGUGGUUCUCAGGGCGUCUGAGCGUGUUCCUUCCAUCAGCAUCAGCAGGGUUUCUGUUCUGCCUGAGUACCCGGAACCUGAGCUGUGACUCCUACCAAGCUGUAGUGACUGGGUUUGGAGCCCAGUUUGAUGAGAUGAGCCCAGCACAGCAGCUGUUGGUUCUGAAUGACCUGAUCAUCCCCUUCCUGUCUGGACCCACAUCAGGCGGUGGCUGUGUGUCCACCUCUAACGGCAGUGUGGACUGGCUGCAGAAGAACUUUGGGCCGUUUUCUGCCCUGGUGUCCAUCACAGAACUGCUGAAUCUCAACACAGCCUUCACUCCGUUGUCCGCCCUGACAGUUCUCUCUCCAAAGCAGACUGCAGAGCUGGUGGUGUUUUCUCUUCCUGGUCUUCCAGGUAAAGAUGUCGUCAUCAACACAGUGUUUGACUUCCUGAUUGCAUCGCCAACGGAGAGGAGAUUCCCAGAGUUCCUCCAACAACUGGUCAUAUUCUCUGCACAGAUAAUGCUUCCUUGUGAUACGUAUAAGAUCAUCUUUGAGCGUCUGUACCAGGUCUCAUCGUCAGUUCCUCUAGAGAUGGAACCUGUCGUCUGGUCCACCAUAGACCACCUGACACUGACCUCCCCAGCAGAUUGCCUGCCAAUGAAGUGCCCAGUAACACCAUCCAAUGAUACUAGAAUCUGUGAAGGAGUCAACAGUUAUGGACUGGAAAGUUAUUUGGACGUAUCAAAUUCAUCAGAUGUGCCCUGUAACUUUACCCUGGAAGAAUAUGCAUGUGCAUCGCUGAACAACUUCACUGCCGACAACCUAGUGUCUCUUCUGAAAUGUGAACUAACCAGCAACGCCUCUCAGUCUAAAGAGACCUGGAAGUUUCUCCUCACCAAAGUGACCUCUGUCUUGGACAACGCUCUGGACGUGUUCUCCAAUAUGUCCAUGCCAUUGAUUGGCCCAGCAGUAUCUGAGGUGCUGGAUGUGAUUGGAGAGAUCCGACUCAACCUUCUGACUGACGAACAGCUGAGAAACAGUGAUGUCAUCAGGACGUGGUUCUCUCAGCGUCUGAGCGUGUUCCUUCCGUCAGCAUCAGCAGGGUUUCUGCACUGCCUGAGUACCCGGAACCUCAGCUGUGACUCCUACCAACAGAUACUUAAGGAGUUCGGCAAACAUUUCAACCAGAUGGGUCCGAUGAGACAAGAGCUUGUGUUGAAAUUCUUCAUUGUUCCCUUCCUGAGCCAAAACUCCUCAGGCCCUGGCUGUGUGUCCAACUCUAACGGCAGUGUGGACUGGUUGCAGAAGAACUUGGGUCCAUUUUCAGCCCUGGUGUCCAUCACAGAACUGCUGAACCUCAACACAGCCUUCUCUCCACUGUCAGCCUUGGAAGUUCUCUCUCCAAAGCAGACAGCAGAGCUGGUGGUGUUGUCACUUCCUGGACCAGGUAAUGAUGUCAUCAUCAACACAGUGUUUGACUUCCUGACUGCAUCGCCAACGGAGAGGAGAUUCCCAGAGUUCCUGCAACAACUGGUUUUGCUCUCUGCUGAGACCCCAGUUAGAUGCCCAGUCUACCAGAUCAUCUUUGUGAGGCUCUACCAAGCCAUGUCAGCUUUGCCCAGUCAGUUGGAGCCAAUCAUCUGGGCCAGUGUCUAUGACCUCACAGCAUCUGCACCAAUAGAUUGUGUUCUGAUACCAGUUGACCAACAGUGUCCGAUGUCACCUAACAAUGCGACAAGUGUCUGUGCUGGAGUUGACAGCUCUACUCUACAACACCUCUUGGACACAGGGAUCAUGACUGGAGAUCUAUGUAACUACAGCAUCAGACAAUACGCCUGUUCACAGCUGACAAACCUCACAGUUGACAAUCUGGUCACGCUGCUGAAAUGCAAACUAUCAGAAAACAACACCUACUCUACAGAGACCUGGAAGCUGUUCUUGACUAAAGCUUCUGCAGUUCUGGAUCAGGCUCUGGACAUUCUCUCCAACCAGUCCAAGCCUUUGAUUGGCCCAGCGGUAUCCCAGGCCCUAGAUGUGAUUGGACAGAUCCGGGUCAACAGGCUGACCGAAAAUCAGCUGAGAAACAGUGAUGUCAUCAGGACGUGGUUCUCAGGGCGUCUGAGCGUGUUCCUUCCAUCAGCAUCAGCAGGGUUUCUGUUCUGCCUGAGUACCCGGAACCUGAGCUGUGACUCCUACCAAGCUGUAGUGACUGGGUUUGGAGCCCAGUUUGAUGAGAUGAGCCCAGCACAGCAGCUGUUGGUUCUGAAUGACCUGAUCAUCCCCUUCCUGUCUGGACCCACAUCAGGCGGUGGCUGUGUGUCCACCUCUAACGGCAGUGUGGACUGGCUGCAGAAGAACUUUGGGCCGUUUUCUGCCCUGGUGUCCAUCACAGAACUGCUGAAUCUCAACACAGCCUUCACUCCGUUGUCCGCCCUGACAGUUCUCUCUCCAAAGCAGACUGCAGAGCUGGUGGUGUUUUCUCUUCCUGGUCUUCCAGGUAAAGAUGUCGUCAUCAACACAGUGUUUGACUUCCUGAUUGCAUCGCCAACGGAGAGGAGAUUCCCAGAGUUCCUCCAACAACUGGUCAUAUUCUCUGCACAGAUAAUGCUUCCUUGUGAUACGUAUAAGAUCAUCUUUGAGCGUCUGUACCAGGUCUCAUCGUCAGUUCCUCUAGAGAUGGAACCUGUCGUCUGGUCCACCAUAGACCACCUGACACUGACCUCCCCAGCAGAUUGCCUGCCAAUGAAGUGCCCAGUAACACCAUCCAAUGAUACUAGAAUCUGUGAAGGAGUCAACAGUUAUGGACUGGAAAGUUAUUUGGACGUAUCAAAUUCAUCAGAUGUGCCCUGUAACUUUACCCUGGAAGAAUAUGCAUGUGCAUCGCUGAACAACUUCACUGCCGACAACCUAGUGUCUCUUCUGAAAUGUGAACUAACCAGCAACGCCUCUCAGUCUAAAGAGACCUGGAAGUUUCUCCUCACCAAAGUGACCUCUGUCUUGGACAACGCUCUGGACGUGUUCUCCAAUAUGUCCAUGCCAUUGAUUGGCCCAGCAGUAUCUGAGGUGCUGGAUGUGAUUGGAGAGAUCCGACUCAACCUUCUGACUGACGAACAGCUGAGAAACAGUGAUGUCAUCAGGACGUGGUUCUCUCAGCGUCUGAGCGUGUUCCUUCCGUCAGCAUCAGCAGGGUUUCUGCACUGCCUGGGCACCCGGAACCUCAGCUGUGACUCCUACCAACAGAUACUUAAGGAGUUCGGCAAACAUUUCAACCAGAUGGGUCCGAUGAGACAAGAGCUUGUGUUGAAAUUCUUCAUUGUUCCCUUCCUGAGCCAAAACUCCUCAGGCCCUGGCUGUGUGUCCAACUCUAACGGCAGUGUGGACUGGUUGCAGAAGAACUUGGGUCCAUUUUCAGCCCUGGUGUCCAUCACAGAACUGCUGAACCUCAACACAGCCUUCUCUCCACUGUCAGCCUUGGAAGUUCUCUCUCCAAAGCAGACAGCAGAGCUGGUGGUGUUGUCACUUCCUGGACCAGGUAAUGAUGUCAUCAUCAACACAGUGUUUGACUUCCUGACUGCAUCGCCAACGGAGAGGAGAUUCCCAGAGUUCCUGCAACAACUGGUUUUGCUCUCUGCUGAGACCCCAGUUAUAUGCCCAGUCUACCAGAUCAUCUUUGUGAGGCUCUACCAAGCCAUGUCAGCUUUGCCCAGUCAGUUGGAGCCAAUCAUCUGGGCCAGUGUCUAUGACCUCACAGCAUCUGCACCAAUAGAUUGUGUUCUGAUACCAGUUGACCAACAGUGUCCGAUGUCACCUAACAAUGCGACAAGUGUCUGUGCUGGAGUUGACAGCUCUACUCUACAACACCUCUUGGACACAGGGAUCAUGACUGGAGAUCUAUGUAACUACAGCAUCAGACAAUACGCCUGUUCACAGCUGACAAACCUCACAGUUGACAAUCUGGUCACGCUGCUGAAAUGCAAACUAUCAGAAAACAACACCUACUCUACAGAGACCUGGAAGCUGUUCUUGACUAAAGCUUCUGCAGUUCUGGAUCAGGCUCUGGACAUUCUCUCCAACCAGUCCAAGCCUUUGAUUGGCCCAGCGGUAUCCCAGGCCCUAGAUGUGAUUGGACAGAUCCGGGUCAACAGGCUGACCGAAAAUCAGCUGAGAAACAGUGAUGUCAUCAGGACGUGGUUCUCAGGGCGUCUGAGCAUGUUCCUUCCAUCAGCAUCAGCAGGGUUUCUGUUCUGCCUGAGUACCCGGAACCUGAGCUGUGACUCCUACCAAGCUGUAGUGACUGGGUUUGGAGCCCAGUUUGAUGAGAUGAGCCCAGCACAGCAGCUGUUGGUUCUGAAUGACCUGAUCAUCCCCUUCCUGUCUGGACCCACAUCAGGCGGUGGCUGUGUGUCCACCUCUAACGGCAGUGUGGACUGGCUGCAGAAGAACUUUGGUCCGUUUUCAGCCCUGGUGUCCAUCACAGAACUGCUGAAUCUCAACACAGCCUUCACUCCGUUGUCCGCCCUGACAGUUCUCUCUCCAAAGCAGACAGCAGAGCUGGUGGUGUUUUCUCUUCCUGGUCUUCCAGGUAAAGAUGUCGUCAUCAACACAGUGUUUGACUUCCUGACUGCAUCGCCAACAGAGAGGAGAUUCCCUGAGUUCUUACAACAACUGGCUGUGCUUUCUAUGAAGACCCCAGUUAGCUGCCCAGUCUACCAGAACAUCUUUGUGAGGCUCUCCCAAGCCAUGUCAGCUUUGCCCAGUCAGUUGGAGCCAAUCAUCUGGGCCAGUGUCUAUGACCUCACAGCAUCUGCACCAAUAGAUUGUGUUCUGGUACCAGCAGACCAACAGUGUCCGGCAUCAUCUAAUAAUUUGACAACAGUCUGUUCUGGAGUUGACAGCUCUACUCUACAACACCUCUUGGACACAGGGAUCAUGACUGGAGAUCUAUGUAACUACAGCAUCAGACAAUACGCCUGUUCACAGCUGACAAACCUCACAGCUGACAAUCUGGUCACGCUGCUGAAAUGCAAACUGUCAGAAAACAACACCUACUCUACAGAGACCUGGAAGCUGUUCUUGACUAAAGCUUCUGCAGUUCUGGAUCAGGCUCUGGACAUUCUCUCCAACCAGUCCAAGCCAUUGAUUGGCCCAGCGGUAUCCCAGGCACUAGAUGUGAUUGGACAGAUCCGGGUCAACAGGCUGACUGAAGAUCAGCUGAGAAACAGUGAUGUCAUCAGGACGUGGUUCUCUCAGCGUCUGAGCGUGUUCCUUCCGUCAGCAUCAGCAGGGUUUCUGCACUGCCUGAGUACCCGGAACCUCAGCUGUGACUCCUACCAAGCUGUAGUGACUGGGUUUGGAGCCCAGUUUGAUGAGAUGAGCCCAGCACAGCAGCUGUUGGUUCUGAAUGACCUGAUCAUCCCCUUCCUGUCUGGACCCACAUCAGGCGGUGGCUGUGUGUCCACCUCGAACGGCAGUGUGGACUGGCUGCAGAAGAACUUUGGGCCGUUUUCAGUCCUGGUGUCCCUAGGGGACCUGCUGACACUCAACACCGGCUUCACUCCGUUGUCAGUCCUGGAUCUUCUCUCUCCAAAGCAGACAGCAGAGCUGGUGGUGUUUUCUCUUCCUGGUCUUCCAGGUAAAGAUGUCGUCAUCAACACAGUGUUUGACUUCCUGACUGCAUCGCCAACAGAGAGGAGAUUCCCUGAGUUCUUACAACAACUGGCUGUGCUUUCUAUGAAGACCCCAGUUAGCUGCCCAGUCUACCAGAACAUCUUUGUGAGGCUCUCCCAAGCCAUGUCAGCUUUGCCCAGUCAGUUGGAGCCAAUCAUCUGGGCCAGUGUCUAUGACCUCACAGCAUCUGCACCAAUAGAUUGUGUUCUGGUACCAGCAGACCAACAGUGUCCGACAUCAUCUAAUAAUUUGACAACAGUCUGUUCUGGAGUUGACAGCUCUACUCUACAACACCUCUUGGACACAGGGAUCAUGACUGGAGAUCUAUGUAACUACAGCAUCAGACAAUACGCCUGUUCACAGCUGACAAACCUCACAGCUGACAAUCUGGUCACGCUGCUGAAAUGCAAACUAUCAGAAAACAACACCUACUCUACAGAGACCUGGAAGCUGUUCUUGACUAAAGCUUCUGCAGUUCUGGAUCAGGCUCUGGACAUUCUCUCCAACCAGUCCAAGCCAUUGAUUGGCCCAGCGGUAUCCCAGGCACUAGAUGUGAUUGGACAGAUCCGGGUCAACAGGCUGACUGAAGAUCAGCUGAGAAACAGUGAUGUCAUCAGGACGUGGUUCUCAGGGCGUCUGAGCGUGUUCCUUCCGUCAGCAUCAGCAGGGUUUCUGCACUGCCUGGGCACCCGGAACCUCAGCUGUGACUCCUACCAAGCUGUAGUGACUGGGUUUGGAGCCCAGUUUGAUGAGAUGAGCCCAGCACAGCAGCUGUUGGUUCUGAAUGACCUGAUCAUCCCCUUCCUGUCUCGACCCACAACAGGCGGUGGCUGUGUGUCCACCUCUAACAGCAGUGUGGACUGGCUGCAGAAGAACUUUGGGCCGUUUUCAGUCCUGGUGUCCAUCACAGAACUGCUGAACCUCAACACAGCCUUCACUCCGUUGUCCGCCCUGAAGAUUCUCUCUCCAAAGCAGACAGCAGAGCUGGUGGUGUUUUCUCUUCCUGGUCUUCCAGGUAAUGAUGUCAUCAUCAACACAGUGUUUGACUUCCUGACUGCAUCGCCAACGGAGAGGAGAUUCCCAGAGUUCCUGCAACAACUGGUCAGCUUGUCCCAACAGAACAAUAUAUCUUGUGCCUCCUACAAGCUCAUUUUCAACAGACUGGACCAGGCCGUACCUAUUGUUACCACGGAGAUAGUGUCAGCCCUCACCUCCAGCAAGACAGCCUUGCUACAGAGCCUCCCCCCAGGUUGCAUUGUCUUCACAGGAACGUGUAACUUCACACCAGUUAAUGAGACAGCCAUUUGUGCUGGUGUCAACAGCACUGCUCUACAGAGUUUCCUGAACAACGGGCAGAUCAGCACAGUCCUCUGUAAUUACAGCAUAGAUGUCUAUGCCUGUAGCUCGCUGUCAGUGUUGACGUCUGUCAACUUGGCGAGCCUGUUGAGAUGUGAGCUGAACGGUAACAGCAGCCAGUCGGUCGCGACCUGGAAGCUGUUCUUCUCUAAGGUGUCCGGGGUUCUGGACUCAGCCCUGGACCUCUUUGCCAACACGACCCUGGACCCCAGUUCUACGGCCGUGUCCCAGGUCCUGGACGCCAUCAGGGAAGUGAGGCUGGACAGCUUCAGUUCGGCUGAGCUAAACAGCCCGGACUUCAUCAACUUAUGGUUCAACAUCAGACUUGGCCCGUUCCUGCCUGCUGUCUCCAAUGACUUCCUGUCCUGCCUCAGCACAUACAACUUCAGCUGCUCCACCUACCAGAACAUCAUUCAGAUCCUGAGCAGCUACCAGUCAGCCAUGGUCGAGAACAGACAGAUAUCAGUCUACACCUACUUCAUCCAGCUCUUCCUCUCCAGAAACAACACAGCAGACCCUGGCUGUAGAUCUGGUGUCCUGAGCAGUGGAGACUGGCUGCUGAACAACCUUGGAGGAUUCUCUGUCUUUGUUUCCUUGGCGGACCUGCAGAGACUAUUUCCCAACUUCUCUGCGUUGGAUGUCCUGUCCCAGCUGUCAGUCCAGCAGCUGUCCCAGGUCGCUUCCACCCCAGGUCAGCUGAGCUCCGCUGCCGACGUCAGCAAGCUGAUGAAUAACGUCCCGAACUCCCUCUUCUACAGCUUCUUCACCGACUUCUCCACCGCCAUCACUGGCCGUGAGUCCUUGUACCCAGUGGCUGUGCUUUCCGCCAUGCUCCAGCAGCUCUUUGACCGCGGGAACCUGUCAAGCCCGUUCAUCAGCGACCAGCAAGUGUUCACCUGGCUCCGCCCCCUGCUGGUCUACCUGCCCCCAGACCAGGCCACUCAACUCUUCAGUGUGAUUGGGCAGAGGAGCUGUAGCUUUGGAACACAGAUUGUUGUGUUCCUGAAUGCCAACCUCGCUACGCUUCAGAACAGCACACAGACAAACAUCUUCAGUCAGAUACUCGUCUCUCUGCAAGGCUCCGCUCCACUCCGUUGCUACAACAACAGCCAGAGUUUCUACGGUUUCCUGCAAAGUUCCUUCCUGAGUUUCGGGUUCCCCAACCUGAGCACCUUCUUGUCCCUCAUGCCUCCCAGCCAAAUGCAACAGCUGGUGAACUCUCUGUCCAUCUCUGACCUCGGGAGUUUCCUCAACCUCCCUGGCGUUGUCGAUGACAACACAAAGCUCUGCCUGCUCUACAGCAUCUACAUCCAGACCCCACAAUUCCUGGUUAAUGUGAGCAUCCCCGACCCCCUGAGACGACCCACGUUGACUUGCGUCUGGCCCCAGGCGCUCAGCAGCAGCCAGAGGUCAGAGGUCAAUGCCUGGUUUGACCUGCGGCUAAAGAACUAUCUGCCCUACCUCACCAAGAGCCUGGUGACCUCCCCCCUUGUCCAGACGGCGACCUGCCUGGCCUACCAGAAACUCAUCUCUGUUCUGGGGAGUUUCAACUACAGUGCCACUGACUUUGUGAUGGCAGAUGUGUACAUGUUUGACAUCAAGAACUACCUCAACUCAGCGUCUAAUCCAAAGUGUUACAACCAAAGUGACCCGGAGCUCAACUCCACUGCCUGGUUCGCUCUGAACAUCGGUUCCUUCAUCAGUUACCUCACCCUGGAUGACCUCCAAACCUUCGGUUCAUCACAGACGUUGCAGGUUUUCACAGUGAACCAGGAGAACAUAGCUCUGCUGAACACAGCUAACUGGCCUCUGAACCUUACUGUCUACUACACAAACCUGGUCUACCAACAGGACAGCAACUUUAACCCCAUGCUUCUCCCAGCGGUGUUCUGGUGUACAGUCCCAGGCCCGGCCUUCAGCCAGCUCAACAUUCAGCAGACCAUGAUUGUUCUGCAGAACCUGAGUAGACUGUGUUCAAACGUGGACCCUCAGGUGGCGUCAGCUCUGGCCGCUAACAGUGGAGACAACAUAAACCAAAACACCAUCGCUGCCCUCGGCAACCAGAGUACAGGCCUAUCUGAGGGUCAGGUAUCCAUGGCACCCGCUAGCGUUCUAUGGGCCUCCCUCAACACUCUGAGCACUGUGACUGGCUGGAACCAGGGCCAGGCCAUGGCUAUCAUCCAAUCGCUGUUGAUGUCCGGAUUCCUUCAGUUCACCAAUGCGUCUGUAUUCAGCAUGCUGGGUUCCCUGGUGGUCGGCCUACCCUCAGCAGUCUUCGGCAAUGUCAGUGCCACCAAUCUCCUCAUAGCAUCCCAGAAUCCCUCAUUCGUGACAUACUUGUCGAAAGGCCCGAGCAUCUUAACACAGACCGUUGUCACUCAGCUCAUCACAUUGAACACCACUUCUGACGCCAUCCUCCAAAACAUUCCAGACAGCAUGUCCCCGCAGAUUCCCAGAUCAAUGCUGCUGGGCUUCUCCCCACAGAACAGCGUGGAGCUGGGAAGACUCAACCAGAAGCCCUGGAAACCGGAGCAGGCUGCCUUGUUCUUUGACACUGUGGCCGAAGGUUUUGACUCCAAUGAUCUGUCGUCCAGUGUACUUCAGGGAUUCACCAGCACCAGAGUGUCCAGUAUGUCCAACACUAAGGUCAAGAGCCUGAUCCUGGCCUGCAGGAGAGGCAGAGCCAAUAGGGUCGUUCUCAAUGAGGAACAGUUGACCUCUAUGUACAACUACAUCCAGAACGAGCCUGAUUUGACCAGCUACACCCUGUACCCACCCGAUGUGAUGCUCUACUACAAUUACAAACUGGUUCCUCCGAGCACCUGUAGGCAGUACUUCAGUAACCUGGGAAAUGCAGACUUCUCUGUUUUCUCCAACACUCUCAACUACAUGCAAACUGCACUGAUCAACAACGCCAAGACCUGCCUGGGUAUAAAGAGUACAGUUCUGAACAGCGACAUUGUGCAGGUUCUAGGUAACAUGGUGUGUGUUCUAGAUGGUUCCUACAUCCAGAACUCUGACCAACUCAUCCUGCAGAACUUACAGACCUGUAAUGACCUCAGUGACGGACAGGUGGCUGCCAUAGAAACGCUGCUGUUUAGUGGGGCGACGCAGUAUGGGGCCCCAGCCAACUGGACCCUACAGACCCUGAAAAGCCUGGGUUCUCUGCCUCUCUACCUGACCGCAUCCUUCUACAGCAAAUUCUCCACGAAUAUAAAGCAACAGUUCCUGGUGUUGUUGGGUGACAUGGGGAUUUCCAGACAGAAGAUCAGCAGGUUGAAAGCAGCCAUCAGACAGUCCAUCAUUAACCAGUCAAAGUCCAAACGCUCCAUAGUGACUAACUGCACAGAAACUGGACAGAUUACCCAGGUGACAAUCAGUGAACCUACGUUCCCCUUUAAUUACCUAACCGCGGCCGUGUUCAAUUCCUGCCUGACGGCCAAGACAGUCAACGACAACCUGGCUGCCAUCACUGCCAAGGUGGACGACCCGGCGUUCCUGAGCGUGGUACUGGCCAGACUCAGAGAGGCCUACCAAUCAACCAUCCCGGAGAUGAAGGUCCAAGUCCUGGGCCCGGCGUCUCGCGUUGCCACUUUCCUUGACAUCACAAUGUGGAACAUCACCACGAUCGACACACUCUCUGCCCUGAUGGACCCCACAUAUGGAGACUGGGACCCAAUAACGGUUCAAGCCAUCAUCAGUAAGUACCUGUCCAACCCAGGGAAUAUCCUGGGCAGUGCAGAGCUCAACUCCAUCAGAGGGACCAACCUGUGUUAUCUAGAUGUCAAUGUCCUGAAGACCAUUACCCAGAUGAGCCUGAGUCUGGCCAGUGCUCUGACCGUGACCAACUGCAGCCUUGAGGCGAAGCAAGUCCUGUUCUCCAUCGCUCAGGGGGCCUUCCAAACACGGGCCAGCACUGUCUCUGCCACGGCCUAUCAGCUCAUACAGCCCUACCUGGGUGGAGCUAACUACGCUUUUGUCCAGAUUCUGUCCGUCUCUAACAUCAGUAUGGACUUGUCCACCUUCACUGGCCUGGACCCUGGUGUUAUACUGAACCUGACCGUGACCCAGGUUAAAGGCCUGCUGGGUUCCAACCUGCUGCUGCUGACGAAUUACCAGAACCAGUCGGUGGUGAGGAAGUGGAUCAGCAACCAGUUCCAGAGCGACCUGGACAGCCUGGGCCUGGGUCUGACCGGGGGCAAGGCUGACCCCGUGUCUCCUGGGGUGGGCGUCAUCAUGAACUCCACCACUGCAGGCUUGGCCCCCGCUGGCAACACUACAGGGAGCGGAGAGACGAACAGGCCAGCAGUCGGCCUCCAACUUCUCCUCACAACGUUGACAGUCAGUGCCCUGUACUGGCUUCAGUGAUUUCUGACUGAAUUCACCCUGAUUUCAGAGUGAGUCAGAACAUAGAGGCUGGUCAUCAUAGGUUCAGGGCUGUGUGCAUUAAACUGAAAUGUGAAACAUGUAAGCUAAAAUGUUCAAACCGGAAAAAAAUAAUUAGCAUUCUUCAACAUUGUGCCUUAGGUUGUAACUGACAACAUCGUACAUUUUGCUGCACGCAGUUGCAUACAGAUCAUUUUAAAGAAUACAGAACAUAUAUCACUUUAGCUUUCAAUUCUGCACUGACACCAUUACUAUUCCUGUUCAAUUUAAAGUGUACUAAUUUUUAGUAAUUUUCUAUCCUGCCUUAGCAUGUGUUUGUAUCAUGGUGGCGGGAAUGAUGUUAGAAAUCUGAUCUUGUCUGCUGGUGGAAAUAUGAAGGUAUGACUGCACACAUACUUUUCAGUCAUUCUAUAUUUAUAUAUAUUUACAUACAAAAGAAGUGGUUGAAGGUUGUGAAACUCUUCUGAUCUGGACUGAUUCUUUGCCGUUAACAUGUUGCUAUGCUAAGUACUGUUGAACCUUAAUACCUGAUUCAUGGUUAUACUGAAUAGAAGAUGUUGAAUGUAUGGUUUAUUUAACAAAAAUAAUUAUUGUACUAUCCCCAUCCCAUCCCAUCCCCAGAAAAGUUGUUAAUGAAAUAAAGAUCUUCUAAAUUAAUAACUGAUAAUAAAAAGUUGAACAUG